Molecule: messenger RNA, 825 nt
Organism: Colletotrichum lupini
Lineage: Eukaryota; Fungi; Ascomycota; Sordariomycetes; Glomerellales; Glomerellaceae
Product: 2OG-Fe(II)oxygenase superfamily protein
Exons: 1
Coding region: 1-825 (274 amino acids)
Molecular function (GO): dioxygenase activity
Source: RefSeq, a predicted model, not a curated record
AUGUUCUCCGUGUCCGAGGCUUUCUUCGCCCUACCAGAUGAAGCAAAGGCCACCGUCCCAUGGAGUCCCAAAAACGUCGGCUGGGAGAAGCUGUCACAGCUCAGACCGUCCACGGGUGCAGCCGACCAGAAGGAGUCGUAUCAACUCCAAUUUGGGGAAAACAUGGACGGCGUCUGGGCCAGCGAUGAGAUCCUCCCCGGCUUCAAGGAACGGUCUCUGGCCUUCAUGCAUCGUGUGCAGGCCAUCUCGGAAAGGUUGAUGCUCUGCCUAGCCCGGGGCCUUGGCUUCCAGGACGACUACUUUAUAAAGUAUCACGAUGCCACCCACCCCGGCGCGCAGUCUGUGCUCCGGCUUCUGCAUUACUUUGAAACUCCGCGCGUCAAUGAUGGAAAGGUGUAUCAUCGAGCAGGCGCCCAUGCGGAUUGGGGAUUUCUGACGCUGCUAUUUCAACGCGAAGGGCAAUCGGGACUCGAGGUUUGUCCUGGUCGUGAGGCUGUCAGCGAGCAUGCCCUGGGUGACCAAUGGACAAAGGUCGAGAUCAAGCCCGGAGUCAUCAUAUGUAAUAUCGGCGACUUGCUCAUGAGUUGGAGCGACGACCGGUUCAAGAGCACUUACCAUCGAGUCAAGGCGCCCUGCGAAGAGGGGGAUUACUACGGUGAGAGAUAUAGCAUGGCUUUCUUCAACCAGCCGUGUAAGGAGGCUGUCAUACAGGGCCCGCUGAAGAAGUAUCCGAUGGUUACUGGGGAGGAGUUCAACCGUAAUGCCAUGAACAGGAUGUACGCUGCUUUGCAGGCGAAGAUGGCUAGGAAUGAAGCCAAGACUUGA